Gloeophyllum trabeum ATCC 11539 is the source of this 3234-nucleotide messenger RNA. RefSeq lists its product as uncharacterized. The coding region runs from base 1 to 2997 and encodes 998 amino acids. The transcript has 20 exons. Lineage: Eukaryota; Fungi; Basidiomycota; Agaricomycetes; Gloeophyllales; Gloeophyllaceae. The record is from RefSeq and is a predicted model, not a curated record.
AUGUGGGCAGCGUACGCGUCGUGGAGCGUCCUGCUCACCCUGUUCACCCCGGCGGUGCGCGCGAUUGGACAGGCGACCUGCGUCUCGUUCUCGCCUUCCUCGGCUUCGUUUGCAGUGGUCAGAAAUGGCACCGCUGCAACGAUUCUACUCUCGUCUGACGAUUGGCCCGGAGUCCAGCGUGCUGCCGGCGACUUCGCGACGGAUGUGCAGCGCGUGUCUGGUGUACUGCCGACUCUAGCUAACUAUACCUCUGGCUCUGGUGCCAACUCGUCUGCACCCAUCAUUGUUGGGACACUCGGUCAUUCCUCGUUGAUCGCGCAGGUCGUGAAUAAUACCGGACUGGACGUUUCCUCUAUUGAAGGCCAGUGGGAGGCCUUCUUGACGAGGGAGGUGCAGAACCCGCUUCCUGGUAUUUCCAGCGCAUAUGUUCUCAUUGGUGCGGACAAGCGAGGGACUAUCUAUGCGCUGUAUGAUCACUCUGAACAAAUGGGCGUUUCUCCUUGGUACUGGUGGGCGGACGUACCCACCACACCCAACUCGGAAAUAUACUUCGCCUCCUCGGGCUGCCAGCACGGCGCACCGACUGUCAAGUACCGCGGUAUCUUCCUCAACGAUGAGGCACCGGCACUAACGAAUUGGGCGAUUGAGAAGUAUACCAAUGGUACAGGCUCGGCCGCCACAAACUCCCCUUUUCAGUCGUCCUUCUACACUAGCCUGUUCGAGUUGCUGCUCAGAUUGAAGGCGAAUUAUUUGUGGCCCGCAAUGUGGAGCAGUGCAUUCUACGUCGACGACCCUCUUAACCCCUACUACGCCGACCUGUACGGCAUUGUAAUGGGGACCAGUCACGAAGAACCAAUGACGCGCUCCACGCCCGUCGAAUGGAACAUCUACGGAAGCGGCGUGUGGGAUUACAGUGUUAACCAACAAGCAAUCUACGAUUUCUGGGUGCAAGGCGCUGAGAGGUCAAAGGAGUACGAGACACUGUAUACCGUCGGUAUGCGAGGUGCCGGUGACGAGCCUUUGGCAGAAGGACAAAAUAUUGAGCUCUUGGAGCAGGUUGUCUCGGACCAGAGGGGUAUCCUGGAGACGGUGUUCAAUGGAACUGGGAAGACCAUCACGGAAAUCCCGCAGACGUGGUGCUUAUACAAAGAGGUCCAGGGAUACUACGAAGACGGGAUGACUGUUCCUGACGAUGUCACGCUCAUGUGGACGGACGAUAACUGGGGGAAUAUCCGACGCUUGCCUACGUCCAGUGAGAUGAACAGGACUGGAGGUGCGGGCGUCUACUACCACGUCGGAGGCCCGCGUAGCUACAAAUGGAUAACAACUACACAGAUAUCUAAGAUCUAUGAGCAAAUGUCCCUCGCCGUGGAUCGAGAAGCCACUCGCAUCUGGAUCGUCAACGUUGGCGACCUGAAGCCUUACGAGCUGAACAUCGAGUUCUUCAUCACCCUCGGUUAUAAUUCGUCUGUGUGGAAUCCCGACAACCUGGACAGCUUCGUAACAAGAUGGGCCGAACGAGAAUUCGACGUCCCGGCUUCGACGGCUUUACAAGUCACGGGCAUGAUUGGAAACACCACCAGGAUGACUGCAAGGAGGAUUCCUGAGUUGAUGAACUCUACGGUCUAUACCUUGACGGACUACCGGGAGGCCGAUAACGUGAUGUCUGAGUGCCAAAGCCUUAUCCAACAGUCGACGCAGAUAUACAACUCACUCUCGGCCACAUACCAGCCCGCGUUUUAUGAGCUUGUGCACCACACGGUCCUCGCUAGUGCCACUCUCCAUCUGAUGUGGAUCUACGCUGGAGUCAACAACCUAAUGGGCUCGCAGGGCCGUUAUGCCGUGAACACGUACGCGGAUCUUGUGGAACAACUGUUUGAACAGGACUACGAUUACGAGGAUCAAUAUCAUACACUAUUGGAUGGGAAAUGGGAUCACAUGAUGGAUCAAACGCAUGUCGGAUACGUCUUCUGGGACCAGCCAACGACCAACAACAUGCCCAUGAUAACUCGUAUGCAGGCCAGAAAGGAGAAUAUUGCCGGUGUAAUGCGUAUUGUGCCAGAAGGCACCAUGGGCGCGUGGCCUGGCGAUAACAAAUACAAUUGCGCCAACUGCCCUAUAACCCUAGAUCCGUACAUGCCGUUCGGGAACCGGUACGUCGACAUUGGCGCAGGCGGCCCGGCACCGUUCAGCUGGAGGGCCAGCACGAAUGCAUCCUGGCUCAACGUGAGCACCACGUCGGGGUCUAUCGACACGAACAACUCGGAGACACGCGUGUAUGUCAGCGCCAACUGGAGCCAGGUCAGCGGGGUCCAGUACGGCGCGGUCACUUUCAGGGCGACGACGCCCAAUCCACCCAACCCGGGACAGACUGUGCUAUCUCAAUCGGUGUACUUCGUCGCUAAUAACACUUCACCUGCCGCCGGGUUCUCAGGGUUCGUGGAGGGAGACGGAGGCAUCUCUAUCGAAGCAGCUCAUACGUCCCGGAACACGUCCGUAGCAGGCAUCACCUGGAAGGAGAUUCCGAACUACGGCAGGACCAUCUCGGGCGUGACCCCUUGGCCGCGUACCGGCGACAACGGCGGUAACUUCACCGCAGGCACUGGGCCCAGCAUUGAGUAUGACUUCUAUAACUUCAAUACCAUCAGCCAAACCGGACGUGUCACUGUGACGACGUACGUCUCGCCAUCACUGAACGCGAACGGCGACGAUCGCCCGCUGGGUUUUGCCAUCGGUAUAGACAAUGGGACGGUGCAGUCGGAGUACUUUGUCCCAUAUGCGACGCCAGGGCAGCUGCCGCCUCAAUGGGACGGCCUCGGCGGCUGGGUAGCGGACGCGAUCAUUCCGGUGGCGACGACCUUCACGAUCGCACCUGGUGCCCAUACUCUGAAGAUUUGGAUGAUCGAGCCCGCCGUCGUGGUCCAAAAGAUUGUCAUUAAUACUGGAGGACUGCGGUACAGCUAUCUCGGUCCUCCGCAGAGUGUCACGGUUGAGUAGCUCGGAUGAAGGUUCAUAUAUAUUCUUCCCACGUUCUUUAACUUUCAUUCUAUUCGGACAACCGCCGUAUACCCGUAGUGUUCAGACGCAGUGCGGACAAUGUGCGUCGCUGCCGCUCGUUUUCUUUGAUUGUUCUGGCACCGACUAUAUGUUUGUCUGUUACUAAGUAUACCCAGCUGGCAUGCAUCACGGUCCUUCUUUAUACCCUGAGCGCAAAGGUCCAGAAGCUGAUUCGCG